AUGUUAUCUUCAGGAAAGUUUCGAUGGUUAUGGCUGUAUUUAUUAUUUGCACAAUUUGUGAUAUCAUAUGUAAAAACAGCAUGGCCACCUUCCAAUUCUUCAAAUGUACAAGUAUUGGGGAUCUUUGAAUAUCUUACAAAUAUUACUGAAUCUACUGUAUGGUCAGUUCAAUGUCGAGCAAUGUUCAUAUCAGCCAUAUUACUCUCUCAACAAUAUAAUAUGACUAUUCAAGGACAGAAUAUCAGUUGGCAAGCCGUAGAAACUGUAGGUGAUCCAAUGACUGCUCUUGCAGAUACAUGCCAAAUAAUUUCAACUUCAAAUAUCGCUGGCAUUGUAGGUUCAGGACUUUCAAGCGAAUCGGUGGUUAUUGCUCCUUUUGCUGCAAAAAUCGGUAUUCCUGUCGUAUCAUACGCAUCAACUGAUCCAGCAUUAUCUGAUGGUAUUGUUUAUCCUACAUUCUAUCGUACAGUUUCAUCAGAUAAUACAACUGCAUUGGCAAUGGCUCAAUUUUUCAUUCGAUUUAAUUGGACAUCAUGUAUUAUUAUCUAUCAGAAUGAUGAAUAUGGAACAGGUGGUGUACAAGCAAUAACUGAUAUAUUUAGUAAUCAGAAGUUAAUAGUUUCACAAAUGAUCAUGUUUGAUAUUGUGACUCGUACUAUUCGUGGUGACUUAAAAAGUCUUUUAAAAAAUAGUUCAAUACGAGUUAUUAUACUUUGGAUGGACUCAGCAUAUUCAUCUGUAUUUAUACAAUAUGCACUUGAUUUAGAUCUUCUUGGUCCAGUAUUUACAUGGAUAUUAAGUGUCCCUGCUACAUUAGAUAGUUUCAAUAGCACCUCUUAUACUAAGUUAAGUGGAAUGAUCACUGUUGAACCAGUUCCAGGUAGUGUUGUAAAUGCUCCAAUAAACACAACAUUAUUAAAUGCAGCAUAUAGUAUAUGGCAACAAUAUGAACCACAAACAUUUCCUGGAGCAGAUAAAGUUGAUUACUAUGCAAUAUUUGCAUUUGAUGCUACUUGGUCGUUAAUUCAAGGACUAAAUCAACUUUGUUCAUCUUAUCCUAAUAUUUCAACAACAUGUAUGACAUUCACUGGUGAUUCAUUCUGUUUCAAUCGUCGUUUUGUUAAUUCUGAUAUGUUUAUUAAUAUCCUUGAUAAUACUUCAUUUCUUGGUGUUUCUGGUCCUAUACAAUUCUCAAAUACCUCGACUGAUCGAAUAAAUGGCACUUAUUAUAUUGCAAGAAAUAUUCAACAUUCUUCAUCUAGUUUGAAUUAUGUCCCCGUAUUGGUAUGGUCUAAUUCAGAUGGAUGGACAACAAAUACACAAACGAAUGAAAUAGUCUGGCCUGGUAAUUCAUCAACAGUUCCUACCGGAUUUGCAGCAUUAUUGGGUUUAACCUUACGAAUUGCUGUUAUCGAUUCAGUUCCAUUUACAAUGAUGUCAGAAAUACAAGAUGCUUCUGGAAACAUAUCAACAAAACUAACUGGAUAUAUACCAGAUCUUAUUGACGAACUAAAAAAUCGAAUGGGUUUCAUUCCUAAUAUUACUUAUUUUUCUGCAAAUGCCUUAUACGAUGAUCUAGUUAAUUUAGUAGCAAAUGGUACUUUUGAUUUGUUUAUAGGUGAUGUAACAAUUACUGCAGCAAGAAGAGAAAUAGUCGGUUUUUCGAGUACAAUAUAUGAUAACUCAUUACGUGUCGUUGUAAGAGAUGCAGCUAGCGUCAAGUUAGAUCUAUGGUCAUAUUUAAAACCAUUUUCUUUUAAAUUAUGGAUAAGUAUAUUAGGUGCUGCUAUUUAUGCUGGUAUCCUAGUAUAUAUAUUAGAAGGACGACAAAAUGAAGCAUUACAAAAUCGAUCAAUAGUUUCUCUAAUUGGAAUGAGUAUGUGGUUUUCUUCCAGUACAAUUAUGGGUAAAAGUGCAGAUUUUCAGACAACGACAGCUCCUGGUCGAAUAUUAACUGCUAGUUUAUAUAUUUUAAGUUUGAUAUUAGUUGCUGCAUAUACUGCCAAUUUAGCAUCUGAUCUAACAUUGUUAAAGUCGGCAAGUAGUAUUUCUGGAAUAGAUGAUAUUAAAAAUGGAAAAGUUGCAUAUAGUCGUAUUGGUAUUCGUGUUGGUUCAUCUAUUGAAGAUUAUUAUUUAAGAGAAGUUUCUAGUGGUAGUCGAAAUUAUUAUCCAAUAACAUCAAAAACAAAUGUAUAUGUUGCUCUAUUGAAUGGUAUUAUUGAUGCGACUAUUACUGAUGCUGGUACUGCAGAAUAUAUAAUUAAUAAUAUAUAUUGUAAUUUAACUGUGGUUGGUUCCGAUUUUGAUCAAAGUGCAUAUGGUAUUGCUACUCAGAAAAAUUGGUUAUAUGAUCAAGAUUUAGAUCUAGCUAUUUUGUCAUUAAGAGAGGCAGGUCUAUUUGAUAAUCUAACAACUAAAUGGUUUGAAACAAAUAUAUGUUCUCAUCCAUCUGAUACAUCUAGUGCUAUGUCAGUUGAAUCUAUGGCUGGAUUAUUUUUGACUUGUGGAAUUAUUAGUAUUCUGGCUAUAUUAUUUUUUAUAUGGAAAAGACGAUAUCUCGUAAAAAAUUAUCUCCUUGUACUUUUCUAUGAAAAAGACACAUUAACUCAACGAAAUACUUCAUCAGCAAGUGAUUCAAGUAAUAUGUCAUCAGAACAGUCUUCACCAGGUGAAGCAUCAGCAUAUCAUAUAUCGUAUAUGUAA
Messenger RNA from Adineta steineri, 2703 nucleotides. Lineage: Eukaryota; Metazoa; Rotifera; Eurotatoria; Adinetida; Adinetidae. The record is from the annotation of a GenBank genome assembly.